Messenger RNA from Cryptotermes secundus, 1437 nucleotides. RefSeq names its product E3 ubiquitin-protein ligase SIAH1A. Gene Ontology annotation, biological process: proteasome-mediated ubiquitin-dependent protein catabolic process; multicellular organism development. The transcript has 2 exons. Gene Ontology annotation, molecular function: ubiquitin conjugating enzyme binding; zinc ion binding; ubiquitin protein ligase activity. Gene Ontology annotation, cellular component: cytoplasm. The record is from RefSeq and is a predicted model, not a curated record. The coding region runs from base 115 to 921 and encodes 268 amino acids. Lineage: Eukaryota; Metazoa; Arthropoda; Insecta; Blattodea; Kalotermitidae.
UUGAGUUGUCACAGAAGCCAGCACGGAGAGGACUGAGGCAACAAGCAGAAUCAGCAUUUCCGGAAGCCAUUACUACGAACUGUGAGGUAAAAGUGAGGGAUUCGAUUUCCGCAGAUGGAUCAUAACAGUACAUCAGCCAAGGCGACCAAAGCACGAACUGUUUCUGGAGACAUAGCGAGGCUCUACGAAUGUCGAGCAUGUUCUGAUUAUUUUCAGCCCCCAGUAUUGCAGUGUCAUAAGGGACAUCUUAUUUGUUCUAAGUGUCGAUCCAAGGACAGUUGUCCAAAAUGCAGGGCACCUUUGGGCAACAUACGGAAGUUCGAAAUGAAGGAAUUUGUAAGGGCUGUUACGUUCCCAUGCAAAUAUUCACCAUCUGGCUGUGCAGUAGCCCUUCUACGCACUGAGAUGAGGGAACAUGAAGAAGCGUGUGAAUUCCGGCCAUACCCCUGUCCGUUCCAGGUGCUCUACGGGCAUUGCGAGUGGCAAGGUUGCCUUAAGAAGAUGAUGCCUCACAUUAUGACGUCUCAUAAAUCAAUCAAAACUCUUCAAGGAGAGGAUGUUGUAUUCACAGCAAGUGACAUCGAUCAGCCAGGAGCAGGGUACUGGGUCAAGAUGCAGACAUGCUUUGGCCACCAUUUUAGGUUGCUACUUGACAACCAUAUGAGCCUGGAUGGAUGCGAACAGUUCUUUGUUAUAGUACAACUGAUUGGAUCAAGGAAACAGGCUGAAAAAUUUGUAUACAGGUUAGAACUGGAAGGCCAAAGAAAACAUUUGACAUGGGAAUCAACACCAAGAUCCAUCCUUGAACCAAUCUUCGCAAUAAUCAUGAGGUCUGACUGUCUCAGAUUUGGCGCCCCCACCUGCAAACGUCUUGCAUAUUACGGCAAUCUGAGAAUCCAUGUGUCAAUUCGUAUGGUUUGAGACCGGUUUACUUUGGAGUUGAUGAUCACUGCCAGCGUACUAAUAGUAUCGCCUAUCGGUAUAUACUGCCCAAGAUGAGUUUUAUUUUUUUAUAUUAGUGUAUAGUUCUGGAAAAGACCCUCACGGAUUCUCAUAUCAAGCAAACAGUUAUAGCAUUGCAUAGAGAAGAAAAGGUGAUCAGUUGGUGUUUGAGGUAGCAUAUUUUUGCAGUGACUGUAUGUACUUUACCAAUUGUAAAUAUAAAGUGAAACAAGAAUAGACACAUUAAUUUUCUAUCAGUAUAUACACAUAAGUGUUUACAGAGAGGUGAAAUAUUGAAAGAACUGCAUGUAAAUUUACUGUGUUUAAAUCUUUACAGGAAAAUGUUAUUUUGUACCACAGUUAAAGUUCAGCACUAUUAAAGCACUAAAUAACACUGUUGAGUUUCUUUUCCAGAUGUAAUUACAGUUGCUAAAUUAAUGCAUUUGUGGCAGAUCUUCGUAAGUUAUGAAAGGCGCCAUUAAAAGCAGUGGUUUA